GCUAAGACUGACUGACAGCUUUUCACAAUCACACACAAACACACUAGAGGAGACUUUACCAAAAGAAACCUGAACUCUGCUGUCUUGGAAAGGAGUCAUGACCAAAGAGAUUGAGUAAGUUGACAACUUUUUCUGUGACAUGCUAUGUUUCAUGGGGUUCGAGUUGGUGUUUCAGGCUAGAAUGUGUUAUUUAAGGGGAAUGUGUUUGGACUUGUAUUAAUACAUUUGAUUGUAAACGCUUUUAACGACACCCAAAGUCACUUUACAUACAUAAGAAAAUCAGCAGGAUAAAAAUAGUUAAAAUCCCACAUUAAAAUAAGUAAGUAUAUAAAAAUACACUAAACACAAGGACAGGAAGUGAACUAGAUAGAGAAUAAAAGCUAAGACGAUAGAGAAUCCGGGUUAGCCUGUGUGAAGAGUUGUGUCUUUAGUGUGGACUUGAAUUUGUGUAUGGAUUGUGAGGUUCUGACAUGGAGAGGGAGGGAGUUCCAGAGUUGCACUGCUAAAAGCCCGGUGCGAGGGAUGGUGAGGAGGCCAGUGUCAGAGGAGCGCAGUGAACAGGUGGGAGUGUAGGGGUGGAGGAGGUCAGUAUGGUAUGUGGGCGCCAGUCCAUUGAGUGCUUUGUAGGUGAGCAUGAGCAAUUUGAAUGUGAUCUUGAUGUGAACUGGGAACCAGUGGAGUUGAGGGUGAUGUGGUACCAAGGUCUGGUGUGGUGUGAUGCUGAAUUUUGAUAUGUUGAAGUCUGUCCUGUGUUUUGGCGGGGAGUCCGUAGAGAAUGGCGUUGCAAAAGUGUACAUGAGGGUUUCAACAGUGGGGUCAAUGAGAGAGGGUCUGAGUCGUGAGAUGUUUUUGAGGUGGAAGAAGGCUGACUUGGUGGUGUUCCGAAUGUGGGAUUGAAAUGACAGAGUGUGGUCAAAUAUAACACCAAGAUUCCUGACUGUGGAGUUGGAGUGGAUGGUGCAGCCAUUGUCAUGUUGAGUUGACCCAGUUUCCUGAUGAGGGAGUUGUGGUUCCAUGAGCAUGAUUUCUGUUUUGUCGUCGUUUAGUUUUAAAAACUUGCUCAUCCAAGUUUUCAUUUCACGGAGACAGUCAACAACAGAGGGGGGAUGUAGUGGAGUUCUUUUCUGCUGAGUGCCAGAAUAGAAAAUGAUGCAAGCGUUGACUUGUUUAAUCAUCUUCUGUUGUACAGUAGUGUGAGUCAGUUAGACUUCCAGAGAGAGGGUGAGAAAUCAGGCACUCAGGCCCCCAUUCUCUCUCUCUCUCUACAUUGUGUAAUGAGACCCCCAUGUGAAAGGUGUGUUUUUAGAAAAGUGUGUGUCGGGUUUCUCCAUGUUAUAUUUUACUCUCUCUCUCUCUCUCUCUCUCUCUCUCUCUCUCUCUCUCUCUCUCUCUCUCUCUCUCUCUCUCUCUCGUCCCUCCACUAUGCUGUGAAUUUAAAGCCGACUCAUGAUUUAAACUGGCCUGUCAUAGGCUGUGUUGACACUAACCCAGGGGGUACAACACACAAUGGGGAAAGAGAAACCGGUAUCCCCCGAAUGUGUUAGAGGGGCUGGUUAAUAACAACGUGUAAUGCAUUGAAUUACAUAACAGUGUAGUGGUGAAACUCUAGACCGGGAUUCUCUAUUGUAACAUCUGUAUUGGGAUUCUCUAUUGAAUUACUAAAUCCUUCACUGUAAUGCCCCUUUCUGAAUGGGAAGCCUACCAUUUUGAUCUGUAAUAAAUCUAUAAUGUAAGUUUAUUAAUGUGAUGUUUCUCCUGGUCUGUUUGCUGCAGGACUCUGGGACUGGUCCUUCAGAACGAGAGCUUCAACUACCAGCGCUACAAUAACUACAUCAUGGACUCCUGGGCCUACACAGACAGCCUACUCACAUACGACCAGUGCAAGGUAACUGUGUGUGUGUCUGUGUGUUAUGCCUCCUGUUUAAGUUCAACUCUGAGUCCUAUUUAUAGGUAUUGUGCUGUAUCAAUACUCACGGUUGUUGUUUUACUUUUCACAGACACCCAAAGAACAGAAAAUGGUUGCAUGCAGCCGAGGCAGCAGUAUGUACAAGCCAUCAGAGAGGUAAGAUUGACAUCGGAGCAAUUGUUAACACUACCAAGAGCAUGGACUUGAUUGAGAUAGCCACCUGUCAAUCUAGGGAGAGAGGCAGACACUAAAGGGGUGUGCUUAUGGGAACGAGAAGGGGGUAAAGGGAUUUUAGGUGGUUGCCGGGUGGUAUUAAGAGUUCCCAUGUCAUGAAGUCAAGCCCAUUGACAUGGAGUCAAGCGGUAGAGGCAGGGCUUUGGUGAGGUUAGAGUUGGGUGAGCUGGUGGCUAAUCCCCAUGUCAAACAGAGCCCCAAGGGAUUAUGGGCUGUGGUACACCUCCUCCUCCUAUUCAUCAUCCUCCUCCCCCCCCCCGAACAACACUCUGACUCACAAAGGAGGAGAAGCAGCCCCAGCUCUGCCGCUCUCUCACCCUCUCUUUUGUCUGGGUUGAAAAAUGGCCGUCGGUGGGGCAUGCUGUUGUCCCGUCAAACACAGCAGCCAGUCCAACAGAGAAACUCAUAUAAGGAGAGAAAACAUUUCGGGAUUAGGCGGUAAACAGUUCCUGCCCAGCUCUGUUUAGUUCACUUUCAGUAGCACUGUGUGCUCAGUGGACUCUGAGAACUAAACUGGCUUUAUUCAUGUUUUAUUGACUUUGACACAUUUUUUGUACAGUCUUUAAUUGUGUGCUGCUGUAUGUGCUACUGUAUAAAAGAGCUGGAGUUUAUUUGAAGGAAGGGCAGUACUAUUGACAAUCGGUGUUUCUCACAAGAGUACAUGACAACCCCAUUGAUUUUAUUGAGUGUCAAUCAAAGGGGUGGUCAAAUUGGGUUGGUCCUGUAUCUCAACUCCUCCCCCUCCCCCCAAUCCAGGACUAUGAUUGGCUCCUCCCCCGAGCUGGUCUCCCUGGAGACGCCAGCCAACAUUAUGAAGCUGCUGUCCGAGAACAUUUCCUCCAGCCACCCCCAGGAGGCGCUGGAGCUGAACAGCAAGCUUAUAUCCCUCUGUCCCCCCUCUGUCCCCCAAAACCCUCUCCCCCUCACCCCCAGUGCCGACACCUAUGACAAGCAGGUCAUCAACAACAUCUUCGACUCCUUGCUCUCCCAGAAGUGGCCCGCAGAGACAGCCUUCCCUGAGGCCACUACUGAGGUAAGUUUACAGCCCCAAGAAGAGCAGCCAUCUUUUUUUUUUGUCUACAUCACAACUGGUGUUGUCGUUUGUACAUUUUCAUCUCUGGCAACGUCUCAUCUCCCCUUCACUUCUAGUUGCCCUCCCUCCAUCUCUCUCUUUCUUUUUCUACUUUUCAUAUUCCAUCUUCUCAUCACUUUUUUUCUUGUGUUGCCCUGAAACAGGCUCUACCCUACAGCGAUCCCUUUGCCGAGCAGCACAGCCCAGUCUACUCUGACUCUUACACCAAAUCCCCUCCAGAGAGAUACAGGUAGCUAUUUGCCCCGGGAAUCAGAUCAAAUUAGAACACCUGUGUGAUGACUUCAAAGUCAUCAUGUCAGCUUGAACACUGAACUACGCCCAGUAUCGCUAAUGCUUAUUAGGCUAAAGAUAAUUAAUAUAAUUGAGCUGUGUAUAACUCAUAAAGCAAUGGCGGUAAAAUUCCAAUGGCAAAGCAAAGCAUAAUGCUGGCCAUUAACAUUCUUCUCUGUUAUUUUCUGUCUCCAGGAAUGAUUUCCAGUUCAUUCUGGGAGCCCCUCAAGCCACCCAGCACAAGUCAUCCGAGCUGCCCAUGGUUUACCUCAACAAGGGCCAGUUCUACCCCAUCUCCCUUCAAGGGGUGGACAGCUCAGCCAGCCUGAUCUCCAACAAAGUCAAGGUAAGUCAAGCUUUGAUGACAUCACCCAAUAACAUUUCCUUUACCCAUAGGAUGUUCUGUCUGACACAACCCCAGUGAAUGUCUGUUCCUUAGGAAUCUCCCGAAAAAAAUUAUCUUGGUUCUCCAUUGUUGACUAUCUGAACAAAGUCGUGGUGGAUCGGGGUGGGAAACUUGUUCUCUCGCCCUGUGAUGAGCUGUUUCGGUUUUGGAGUUCCGCCAGGCUCAGUUCUCGGGCCAUUGCAUAUUUCGACUGGUGUCUGGCGGGGCCAAACCCAAUGCAUGUCAGCCAGUUAGUCAGGCCCUGAGUCCUUAGUGACUAAGUCAGAAGGAGAACAGGGGGAGAGGUGUGGUGCCAAAGGGCUGGGUGACAACACUCUCUUUUGUCAAGUGAAAAGAGAGCACACACACAAGCCCUGCUAAUAGCUGGUGAUAAUGGCAGGAGAGAAUUGGGGAUUUAAAAUGAUGAAUGCAGGGGCUGAUGUCUGAAUGAAACGUGCCCAGUUGCGUGCCUUUCUCAAAGUCGACGACACACCCACAAAUACGUAUAACCUACACAAAAUGUACCUUGUCUGAUGGCCCUUCUCUCUCUCUCUCUCUCUCUCUCUCUCUCUCUCUCUCUCUCUCUCUCUCUCUCUCUCUCUUUCUUUCUUUCUUUCUUUCUUUCUUUCUUUUAUGGUUCUCUUUCUCCAGACGGUGGUCAUGGCGGUGUUUGAGAACGACAAGAGCGCAGAGAUCCAGCUGAGGUGCUGGAAUCACUGGCACGCACGGCAGCCGACCGUUAAGCAGAGGGUCAUUGACAUCGGUAUGGCACCACAGCUUUGACCGUCUACACACAAACACAUGCAUAGUAUAGAAACAGACAGUGACAUGAAUUUCCCGUUGUCUUCUCUGAAGAAUGUCAUGGAGAAAUGCCAUAGGUCAACAUCUACAACAACAAAUGCCAAUGACUGGAAGAUUUUUUAUCAGUUGUUGUUUUUGUUGUUGCUUUUCGUAAGCCUGUGUCUUUUCAGAACAGAUAACCGCUUCAAUGAAAGACAAUCACUAUUCCAAUCGUUCCAGAAAUGUUUUUCUGAACUAAAUCAAUAAUAUCUUUCUAUUUAUCUUCUAGCUGACUACAAAGAGGUCUUCAGUGGCAUCAGCCACGUGGAAGAGGUGGCCUUCAACGCUCUGUCCUUCAUCUGGAACCCCAAUGAGGAUGCUAAGGUAAGAGCAGUGAGGAAACUGGAGCAGCAGUGGAAAACACGCACACUGGCACACACACAGAUAAAGUCGUAACGCUUGGCGCACCCCUAUUAUUUACCUAGCCACGCUACCCAUUGAGCUGAAAUGGGGCGAUGAAGGAGCGCUGAGGGUUGGGAGGGGAGGAAUCCCUGGCAUGUGGCUGCCCCGGUGCGCCUGUCACCACAAGGCAAGAGCGUCACGUCGAGAGCGCUUACUGCAAUCUGCUCACUGCCCCCCAGGGCAUAGGGGUGGGGCAACAAAACUCACUGCAGGAGAGGGAGAGAAAAAGAGGGAACGAGAAAGAGAGAGAGAAGGGAAAGGACGGGUUGGAAGGAAUGAGAGAGAAAAGCUCCUUUUAAUUAACACCUGUUGUCACAAGCAUCCCUUUCCACUCCAGGCCCCUCACAAUAGUCUGUUCAAAUCAGUGCCUCUCAUAUCCUAAAACCUUACCAAGACACAACCAGUGGAAACAUUCUAGACUUUUCUGCUAUACUGUACGUCUGUACAUUUGUCCACAUUGGAGGGGGUUGCCAAUCCAGAAAGGAGUCAUUACACCACGUGUCCAUAGACUCCUAGUGUUUGUUUUGUAAAAAAUUAAUCUGUAGAACAAUUGCGAAUUGUGUCAACGCUUUAUUGAUUUUUAAGGUUCCAAUUACUGUGCAAGGAGCUUUAACCUUUUACUGCAGUGGGCUAAAUCAGGGUCACACAGUGUUUCUUGGUAGUCUUAAACACAUUUACAAUGAAACUAAAGUAUACACCUCAAACAUGGUUAUGGGCUUACAAAAAAGAAGACACCUGUACCAUGUCAGAUAUAGAGUGGAAAUGUAUUCAAUGUUGAGUUUGUGUGCCAAUAUUACACUUUAUAGUCAUCAGAGAAGACUGAAAUAUAACAAAACCGUUUGAUUUUCUGCUGCUUUUUUUAAAUGAUGUUUUAUGAAAUUAUAAAGAAUAUUAAUAACAUUUCACCCAUGAGGCCACUAGGCCAUUUGACUGCAGGAAAGCACUACAGGGCAGCAAAACAGUUCUAGAAAGUUCUCCAAUUCAACUGUUGUCUGAUAUCCUGUUAACCCUCUUCUUCUCUCUUCUCCAGGUGUACAUUGGCAUUAACUCUCUGAGCACAGACUUCUCCUCUCAGAAGGGAGUGAAGGGGCUUCCUCUCAACCUCCAGAUCGACACCUAUGAUUUCAGCACCGGCACCAACCGCCUCAUCCACAGAGCGGCCUGCCAGGUCAAAAUCUUCUGCGAUAAGGUCAGUAAAGAUCUCUAUCCACAGUGCUAGCUAGGCUAACUCAUACAUGACAUAAAAACGGAUUUAUUUGUUUUUUUGUUUGUUUUCAAAGAAAUGCACCUGUUGUAUGGACGACUCAUUAGUUAAAUGACGGGUAAAAGUGUCAGAGUAGAGUUGUGACCAUGUAUGUCUGUAUCUUUCUCCUCAGGGUGCAGAGAGGAAGAUGAGGGAUGAGGAGAGGAAGAGGAGCAAGAGGAGGGUCAAGACAGUCAUCGACUCAAGCAACAGUAAGUGUACCUCAGGCUCUUAUUACUAAAAUAAUGACAACCUACAUCCACCAACAAACACUAACCCAAUGACGGAUGUAAACCCAGGGGACAUCUUACACCAAUACAUCAUGUUGUGUGUCAGCACAUGCAAAUAAGUCAUUUAAUUACAGUUUGGGUAUCUUUCAUCAAUUUGUUUUUAUCAUGAAGCUUGGCCUUCCCAAGUCCAACUCAACUCCAUUACGUGACUGAAAAUGUACUUUGAUUAGAUCAGCAGUGGAACCAGACACUAACCUAAGCAGGAAAUAAAUCCUGCAUUUUCAGUCUGUGUUUGUAAUUUAACACCUCAUGGGUUUCUAACAAAAUUAUAAUUUUGGGAUUUAGUCCCAUUUGUAUGAAUAAUGGCCUAUUCUUUCUUAAAGAGAAGAAUUCAGUAUCACAGCUAGUGGUGCAUUAUAAUGUCAUGGAGCCAGUUUCCUAGACUCAGGUAAACCCUACUCCUAGACUAAAGAGCCACCCGGAAAACCAGCUCUUUAUAUCUUAGGCCAGUCUAUAAUGCCAAUUCUAACCCAGUGUGCUCCUCUCCCUCCUCAGCCAACAAGUCAGUAGUGUCCAGCUCAAUGGGAAGUGACAGCACCUUCUUCAAAACCCUGGAGGACCACGUCACCAACCCUGUCCUCUUCAUCCCAGAGAUACACCUCUCCAACAUGCAGCGCUGCGGCCUGGUAGGUUCCCCCCAUCCCUUAUCCACUCUCCCCCUUUAUUUUCCUUCCUUUCUUCUCUCUCUCUCUUUCUGGGAUUGAGGGAUCUUGGAGUUCACCACCACAACAGUGAGUUGAGUCAUGUUCCCUGCUAUCCCUGGACUGUAGCUCCAGGCUGUGGCGCACAGAGGGGAAAAAAGGGAUAGUGUGGGAAAAAAUGUUGUGGGAAAAACUGCUGUGGGAAAAGUGGGUUGGGAUGGGGAGAGUGUCAGGGAGAGUGAGGAGAGACAGACGCCGAGAUCAGACGAUCUAAUUGGUGGGCCGUUCAGUUUCCUCGACUCGAAACUCGACUCAAGUGUGACUGACACACGGAUUAACCUGCGGGGGCUGAGACAAAGACACACACACACACCUGGCAUACACACACACACAAGCCCUCCUUUUCAGUGUUGUUGACACAAGCCAGUGGAGGUGGUAAGGGCUGCUGUUCUGACAGGCCUUUAGUUCCCACAGUCUGGGCUUUAAGAAGUGGGGAGGGAGAGAGUGUGUGUGUGUGUGUGCUCAGUCUGCCUAAUAAGGUCUGCAUGCUAGCCCAUUACAGCAUUAUUUCCCUAGUGUUAAUGAACACACACUUACUAGACAGAACAUAGAGUGCAUACAUUUUCACGGCUUUAAGAGAGAAAAGUAAGGUAGAGAUGAGACCUAAUUUUAGGCUAAAGGGGAAGGGGGUAACUUGCAUUUUGGAGGUGGGGGGAUUUUCAAGACUUGAGUACCAUAAAUCAUUCCAUCUGUCAAAGAUAAUAUGUCUUAGAUAACUUUUGUAGAAAAGUUCAGCAUCUUUAGAGCGGAGAGACAUUAACAUUAUCUCGACUAGUAAAAUAGUCUGGAAAUGUUCUGUCCUAUAAUAUACAAUGUGACUCACUGACAGGUUGUGAAACGAACAUCUCUGAUCAUUUAGAUAGACAGGUCUGGAACCUUUUUAUCUAUCUGCAUCUGUUUCACCAUUCAUGUGCAUAUCUACAGAUUCAUGAUAAUAACAUUCCUACUCAUGGCUGUUACAACCAUACAAUGACUGGGAUGGGAAAUUAAGCAAUAAAUGAUACGGAGGAUUUGUACCUAAUCAUUUUACUUGUCUCCUUUUCUUUGUGUAGGCACCCCCCACAACAUUGGAGGAGGUUGAAAAGAGCUCACUGAAGAGACCGUACCCAGAUAGACUGGAACAGAGCAGUGGUAGCCCACCACCAAGCAAGCAGGCCAGAUGCGAGGAGCAACAGAGAGGUAAAGAAGAAUUCUUGAAUUGAAAAUACAGUGCACUUCCUAAAUUGACUGAAUUGAAAUGGAAUUGGCCAAACCCAAGCCUGUUGUACAGAUAAUACAUACAGUAUGAGGCAAAGAAUAAUGAGUGGUCAAUAUGCAAAACAAAGCAAUGCUGUGGUCCUUGUCUGGCACACACACAACCUGAAGUAUUCUGUUUUCUUGUUUUGCAGUGCUCCUGUACGUGAGAACAGAGUCAGAGGAAGUGUUUGAUGCGCUCAUGCUCAGCAGCCCAACCCUGAAAGGCCUAAGACAAACGGUAGGUAGUACAUUCAUGGUACUUAUUCCUUCCUUACCCAACCUUGUGUUGUCAUCCUCCAAGCAUCUCAUCCAUCAAGCAGGAGAAGAUACUGUAGAGUUGACAGUGACACUCAUCUUUCGUUUGAUCCUUUCUCAGAUUUCUGAAAAGUAUGGCAUGCAACAGGACACCAUUGGGAAAAUCUACAAGAAAUGCAAAAGAGGGUAAGUUAAUUUCUAAGCCAAGGCCUUGCAUUGAUCUGUGUUUUUUUUAUUUUUAUUUUACAUCAGGAGGAAUAAGUGUUAGCAUUAGCUAUGCUACAUAAUUAGCAAUAGUAUUAGCAUGUAACAUUAGCAAGAUACAGUAAGUUGAAGGGAAAUUGUUCGGAUUUGAUUAAAAGAAAACUCCACCCAAAAACUCUCUUUUGAUAUUUGUUUCAUUUGUCUAUUGUUGACAUAUCCCAAAAAGUUUUGCUUGUCAGCAAUCAAGUUUAAGAUACACUAUAUAUACAAAAGUAUGUGGACACCCCUUCAAAUUAGUGGAUUAGGCUAUUUCAGCCACACCCGUUGCUGACAGGUGUAUAAAAUCGAGCACACCGCCAUACAAUCUCCAUAGACAAACAUUGUCAGUAGAAUGGCCAUACUGAAGAGCUCAGUGACUUUCAAUGUGGUAUCGUCAUAGGAUGCCACCUUUCCAACAAGUCAGUUUGUCAAAUUUCUGCCCUGCUAGAGCUGGCCUGGUCAACUGUAAGUGCUGUUAUUGUGAAGUGGAAACGUUUAAGAGCAACAAUGUCUCAGCCGUGAAUUGGUAGGCCACACAAGCUCACAGAACGGGACUGCCGAGUGCUGAAGCACGUAGCGCAUAAAAAUCGUCUGUCCUCGAUUGCAACACCUCACUACGAGUUCCAAACUGCCUCUGGAAACGACAUCAGCACAAUAACUUUUCGUUGGGAGCUUCAUGAAAUGGGUUUCCAUGGCCGAGCAGCCGUGCACAAGCCUAAGAUCACCAUGCGCAAUGCCAAGCAUUGGCUUGAGUGAUGUAAAGCUCGCUGCCAUUGGACUCUGGAGCAGUGGAAACGCGUUCUCUGGUGUGAUAAAUCAUGCUUCACCAUCUGGCAGUCCAACGGACGAAUCUGGGUUUGGCGGAUGCCAGGAGAACGCUACCUGCCCGAAUGCAUAGUUCCAACUGUAAAGUUUGGUGGAGGAUGAAUAAUGGCCUGGUGUUGUUUUUCAUGGUUCGGGCUAGAUACCUUAGUUCCAGUGAAGGGAAAUGUUAAUGCUACAACGUACAAUGACAUUCUAGACGAUUCUGUGCUUUCAACUUUGUGGCAACAGUUUGGGGAAGACCCUUUCUCUUUCCUGCAAAAUGCAUCGUACUUGAUUGCUGACAAGCAAAACUUGUCAGCUAGGUUGAAUCUUGGUUUAAUUUUGGUCAGUCUUUCCUCAGUAAGGAAGGCAACUAAAGUUGACAGACCGGCUAGGUGAGCUAGCUAGCUCUGUCUCCUGGAAUGUGAUAAUUGCAGCUCUUCCAAAAAACACAGGACAGAAAGAUUUGGAUGGAUGUGUCACCCUAUUCUUUUACUUUACUGUAUUUAUGUUCCUCUAAUCUGAUCUACACCAAGAAGUGUUGUGGUCUAUUUACUUUGUAGAGUGAAAAGAGAUAGAUACUAUGAUAGACAAGGGUUUUUUAUUGAGGCAGAGGGUGGCACCUUAUUGCGCAACAAUGUGGAGGCCAGGUGGUUGACAUUGAAUAGGACUAGCCUUUGAGGAAGAUCUGGUAUCCCUAUUGGCAGCAUGUCAACCAUGAAAUUAAAUAAUAGUGGCCAUUUUGUUUUCAAUGCUUGAGCCAUAGGCCGUGUCCGAAAUCGGUCUUGCCAAAUACUUCCUAAAAUAUCGUACUACAUACUAUUUAGAAUGUACUGUUUAGUAAAAACGAAUCAACAAAUAUCAACAUACUAGGCUCACCUAUUCUGAGAACCUGUCAUCUAAUGUGAAGUUGCGUUGAUUCCCGCCAUUCAUUUGGGUACAGCGCGUCCGCUUAUCUCAUUAUCAGCUGAUUAUCAGCUGUUGUCAAACACACAAGUUUGGAAAGACCAUUCUCUUACUUAAUAGUGUACAGCGAGUUAUACUAGAUGAGAAGCCUAAAUGAGUAUAGCAUCCUGGCAUUUAAAACUGCAAUAUUUAACUUUUUUGGCAACCUGACCAAAUUCACAUAGAAAUUUCACAUACUAUAAAACAUACUAUUUUCGCAUACCUAAAAUGCCUAUUAUUUAGAACGCAAGUAGGCGUAUUUGGACACGGCCAUAGUCUUUGGAAAAAAAUUCUAUACUCUUCUAAUUUUACAGUGUACAUUGAAGUUCUUUACGUUUACUGUAUAGAUGACAUUUCCCUAAGCUUCAGAUCCACCACUAAGCAGUAAAGUAUGCCUGUAGUAUGUGUCUUCACACAAUAAUUCAUAUCAAUGAAGAUGUGUAACUAACAUGUUCAGAGGCAGUCAUCUGUUGAAGCUGACUAGAUGGAGUAGAUCGCUGUCACCUAGAAUGUCGUGAGGUUAUUCUGGCACACUGCCUGAAAGGCUCUAAUAACUUUAACUGAAGUUGAGUAUGCCCUGGGGGUUUGAAUGGAGAACCCAACAGGUUAUGUAGCAGUCUCAUUCCGCUUAUAGUCUUCAAUCAGUCCCUUCCCUCCGGGUAGCGUGAGCAGGCUGUUCGCUUGAUUAUCAACAGAGCUUUACUUACCGUAAAGACAGCUUGCCCUAUGGGAAAAUUAGUCUGGCCUGAUUAAUUGUCUGCAGUGUUGAGAGAUUUGGAGGCUUCUCACUCUUUUGUUUCGUGACUACAAAAUGUAUCAGCCAGACAGCAGAAAACAGGUAAUUUACAUAACAUGUAGCCUGGACAAGACAUUAAUCUGUUAUUUGUCUGUUGUUUAUUUUUCAGGAUAUUCGUCAACAUGGAUGACAACAUUAUUGAACACUACAGCAACCAUUCGGCAUUCCUCAUAGAGAUCUCUGAAAUCAUGGGCGGUCAGUUCCAGGUCACUCUCAUGGAGUUAUGAAGAGAGGGAGAGGACAUUUUUGAUGUUCGGCCCACCCCAUUGCAAGGUGUAGCCAAUCAAACUGCCUGCCGAUUUCAACCCUUUAAGCAUUACUCUGUGAGAGACUAUUGGCUAGGCCAAGAGGGCAAAGACCAAUGGGGCCAAAGAAGACACAAGCUACACCCACCAUCAGUACAACCAUCGAACCGACUUCAGACCAAGUGCUUUAUAGCGAUGCCAGUCACUGCCUUUGUAAAUACCAUUUAACCCCCUUCUGAUUUUUUACUGUGGUAUAUAUUUUAUAACAGAGCAAUUAUGAUGAAUUAUGCUGUAAAUAUUUAAUGUAAAUAGAAAUUAAUGACAUAUGAGUUGUCUCUUUGAGGAGACAUACAGCGAUACCAUAACCCAUUUUCCAAAAGCUAUGUAUUUCCAUUUCAUGUAUGUUGUCAACUUUUUCAAAGACUGCCAUUCUUGCUGCUUGUCAUGUACUUAUCAUUUCUUCCAAGGGAUCUCAAGUAAUGGGAAUGAUGCCAUUGUGUGGGAUUAUAUAUGUUUUUCGCUAUAUUACAGAUGUAGGAUCUUACUUUGAGCCAGUUUAGUACAGCAGGAAAAUAAUCCUGCAGCAACAGGGAAUGUGAAUUAUUAUGUGGAUUAUAAUUAAUGGACAUUUUUGUAGGGGUUGAUACAUUUUGCGUAGGGGAAAGUCAAGUGAAAUCUCAAAGUGGAAAUGACUAACUUCAAAAGCCUUUUUAAACCUCAAAUACACUAUGAGUUUUAAAUGUCCUGCAUUG
Molecule: messenger RNA, 12640 nt
Organism: Coregonus sp. 'balchen'
Lineage: Eukaryota; Metazoa; Chordata; Actinopteri; Salmoniformes; Salmonidae
Source: the annotation of a GenBank genome assembly